GAGGGUGAUGGCGGUACUCGAUGCUAUGUGGAAGGAGACGAAGUCAAGGUUGUGGUUGUAAAGAUUAAAGAUGGAAGAAUUGCAGAUUGGAAGGGUCAGGUCAGAGAUUGGGCUCUCGGAGAGCCAGACAGAGCAUGUACGGUGAACGGAUCA
This is a messenger RNA of Macroventuria anomochaeta, 153 nucleotides long. RefSeq lists its product as uncharacterized. The annotation marks the transcript as partial. The record is from RefSeq and is a predicted model, not a curated record. NCBI's taxonomy places the organism in Eukaryota, Fungi, Ascomycota, Dothideomycetes, Pleosporales, Didymellaceae. The transcript has a single exon.